AUGAGAUCUUUAGCUUCGCUUUCUGCGUCGGUGCUGCUGCUACCGGUAGCUCUAGCUGUCUCUGUUAGCGAAAUCAACGGCAAUCGCUUUCUGUCCUCCUACAGUGGCGAAAUUGUCUCCAAUGUCCGUGGCCUCGUGACUGCGAAGGGAUCGAGCGGAUUCUACAUUCGUUCGACUAGCCCUGAUAAUUCCUCUCCUACGUCGGAGUCGCUGUACGUCUAUGGAUCUAGUGCAGUGUCCAAAGUCUCGGUCGGAGAUAUCGUCACGCUCGGGGGCAAGGUCUUCGAGUAUCGCUCCUCGAAGGCGUACGUUUAUCUGACCGAGCUCGCCUCUCCCUCGGACAUCACCGUCGUGUCGAGCGAUAACGAGGUUGUGCCGCUGGUGAUAGGAUCGAAGGGUCUGAGCCCUCCGACAGAGCAGUUCUCUGCCUUAGAUGGGGGAGAUAUCUUCGGCAUCCCCAACAACGCGAGUCAGAUCUCGAGCACGAACGCCAUUCUCCAGCCGACCAAGUAUGGCAUGGACUUCUGGGAAAGUCUCAGCGGCGAACUUGUCACUAUCGGCGGUCUCAAUGCCAUUACCAAGCCGAACAAAUACGGAGACACCUGGGUGAUCGGGAACUGGACGGCCACUGGGAGGAAUGAGCGCGGCGGACUGACUAUGCAGAAGAAGGACUCCAACCCCGAAGCUAUCAUCAUCGGAUCACCGCUAGACGGAACCAAGAAUCCCACUGAUACUAAAGUCGGGGACAUCAUCGAGGACAUCACAGGCAUCGUCACCCAAGCCUACGGAUACUACGCCCUUCUUCCCUUGACCAAGCUGUCCGUCACCGAGUCCAACUCGACCUCCGCCAAAGCCACUGAAUUGGUCUCCGACGGCACUUGCAGCGGCCUGACUGUCGGCAGCUACAACGUGAACAACCUCGCGCCCAACUCCACCACUCUAACCGGCAUUGCAGGCCACAUCGCCAAGGAACUGAAGAGCCCCAGUCUUGUGUUCUUGCAAGAAAUCCAAGACGAUGACGGCCCGACCAACGACGGAGUCAUCUCCGCCAACAAAACUCUCUCCACCCUCGCAGAAUCAAUCAAAUCCCAAGGCGGCAUCACCUACGACUUCAUCAACAUCGACCCUGUCGACGGCAAAGACGGCGGCCAACCAGGCGGAAACAUCCGCGUCGCGUACCUCUACGACCCCGAAGUCCUGCAACUGCGCAGUCCGAACCCCGGAACGAGCAGCCAGAACAACGAGGUUCUUUCCGGCGCCGAGCUGAAAUAUAACCCCGGUCUGAUUGACCCGAGUAAUUCGGCUUGGGAUAAUAGUCGGAAGCCGCUCACCGCGGCGUGGGAGACCCUGGAUGGGAAGAAUAAGUUCUUUACGAUUAAUGUGCAUUUUACGAGCAAGGGUGGUGGGUCGUCGAUUGAUGGGGAUGCGAGACCUCCUGUGAACGGGGGUGUUGAGAAGAGGGAGGAGCAGGCGAAGAUUGUUGCUGGGUUUAUCACCGACAUUCUCGCUGAAGACAGCAAAGCCAAGAUCAUCACCUCGGGCGACUUUAACGAAUUUGCUUUCGUUCAGCCACUGACUACGUUUACAUCGGAGUCGAAACUCCAGGAUAUCGAUGACGUCGUGAAUACCCCUGCGACGGAGAGAUAUACCUACCUGUAUGAUUCGAACUGUCAGCAGCUGGAUCAUAUGUAUAUCAGUGAGGCGUUGACGGAAGGCGCAAAGAUGGACCACAUCCAUGUUAACACAUGGGUCUCGUAUGACGAUCAGAGAUCUGACCAUGAUCCCACGGUCGCUUUGUUGAAUGUUUGUCAGGCUUAA
Aspergillus affinis is the source of this 1818-nucleotide messenger RNA. RefSeq names its product endonuclease/exonuclease/phosphatase family protein. The transcript has 4 exons. The record is from RefSeq and is a predicted model, not a curated record. Lineage: Eukaryota; Fungi; Ascomycota; Eurotiomycetes; Eurotiales; Aspergillaceae. Bases 1 to 1818 code for a protein of 605 amino acids.